Messenger RNA from Nematostella vectensis (starlet sea anemone), 1795 nucleotides. Its product is annotated as coiled-coil domain-containing protein 96. The record is from RefSeq and is a predicted model, not a curated record. The coding region runs from base 118 to 1689 and encodes 523 amino acids. Gene Ontology annotation, biological process: cilium assembly. The transcript is spliced from 13 exons. NCBI's taxonomy places the organism in Eukaryota, Metazoa, Cnidaria, Anthozoa, Actiniaria, Edwardsiidae. Gene Ontology annotation, cellular component: axoneme; ciliary basal body.
AAAUUUAAAACUAUACAAAGAUGGUUUCCGAUUGCUUUACGAUCGAAUCAAUAACAAACAAACUUUAGCGCCCAGUCUUCCACGUCAGUCUGGCUACCUUGGAAACAAAUACAAAAUAUGGCGGACGAGGAAGGAAAGGCAACAGAAGCCACUCCUCCAGAGGCUACUGAAACUCCAGCAGCUGAAGCUGCACCCGCUGAGGCACCAUCAGCAGAUGCAGAGGUGCAGGAAGAAGCAGGGGAGGAGGCAAUUCCAGCCACACAGGCUGAUGAAGCAACAACUGAAGCACAGCCCCAAAUAGGUGCUGCAGAGAAUCCAGCUACUGAUGCUGCAGAAGAUGCAAAGGGGGAAGAAGAACCUACAGGGGAAGGUACAGUGUUGCCUCCACAAGAGGGAGACCAACCACAAGCUACUGAUAUUCCUGAGGAUAAUGCACCAAUACCAGAGAAUGAAGGUGUCCCAGAACAAGACACUGACCCUACCCUUGAGGUGGCGGAACCUCUUUCAAGAGAAGGCUCCCCAACAGCUAAAGAAUCAUCAGGUCCACCUACUGAUAUUCCUGACGCUACUCUGACCCCUCCUCCUAACACACAGUCACCUGUACCUGAUGAAGGACCACCAGCCAUGCAGCAGUAUCAAGACAUGGAUGAUCAAAUGUAUGAAGAUGAUGAAGACUACUAUGAAGACUCUGAACCAGAAGUCCCAAUAUACAACCGACAAGAGCUGAUAGAGAAAUACCAUCAAGCUCUAGAGGAAAGAUCAUCACUUAUGUCCCUCAAUGCUCAGUUGCAACACAAGUUAGCUGAAUACUUUCGAAAGAAGAAGAGUGAUGAAAGGCAACAAGAAGUUGAGAAAAAUGUAACAGAUCAGGAACAGAGAUACCUUAAAUACAUGUCCAAUCUAGAAGAGCUACAAAAUGAGGAGAAAAGAGAACAGGAAAGUUUCAAAUCCCAGAUUGAAGACUUGAAGACGAGAUGCCAAGAAAAACAAGAAGCUGUUGAGAAAUCAAGUGCGGACUUCACUAAGUUCAAGUUUGACGUUGCGAAGCAAGCAAUCAACAGUCGAUCAGGGAAACCCAUUCCACCCAAGGACAUUGAACAGUAUGAGCUGGCCGAGAUGAAGAAGGAGCAAGAGGUUACACUGGUUCGACUGGAUAAUAUCAAGCUGAAAAACCGCCUGAAAAAACGUGAGAUGCAACUGAAGGCGAAAGAGGAACUUGCAGAGGGACUACACCUUAUCGACUUUGAACAACUGAAAAUAGAGAAUCAGACAUACAACGAGAAGAUCGAGGAAAGGAAUGAGGAAUUGCUAAAGCUGCGAAAGAAGAUCACGACCACCGUUCAAGUCCUGACGCAUCUCAAAGAGAAAUUGCAGUUCGUGCAGGCGGAGAAUGGAGAUCAGAGGACCAGUUUGCGUUCAGUCGAGGCACAGGCCGCGCAGAAACGCGACAUCUUGACAAGAACAAAACAAGUGCGUGACGCACUUAGAAUCGAAAACGUCAAGUUAAGGCAGAAAUGCGGUCUCCUAGGCAACGAGCCGUUGCUACGCGACUAUGAAGUCCGAAAAGACCAGAGCGACGACUUAAACGCGACUAUCGAGAACCUGAAAAUGCGACACGCGGCGCUGACCAUGAAUUGCGCGGGCGUCAGACGCAAGAUCGAGGAGGCCAGACAGGACGAUCAGCCGUGAGGGACUGGGAAUGAUAUAUUUGUUCUGCUACUGCACAGAUUCUCUGUAAAAUGUAAAUAGGAAGUGUAAGAAAUUAAAAUUGAUUAAAAAUUUAGAUUUUUUCCUU